AUGGGUGUCGAUGCCAGCGCUGUCCCAACAACAGAAACUCCGCUGCCCUGGCUAGUCCACGACAAGGGGCCCCUUCAUCUUGCCAUUGUCGUUACGCUGGUCUUGACCGCGCUGUUGGUUUACUCGCUCAGAGCCUUCACUCGUGGAAAGCUCCUUCGCUCCUUCGGCAUCGAUGAUGGACUAAUGGUUUUGGCCGCUUUAUGCACAAUAGGGAUCUUUAUCACGUUCACUGGAGUCGUAGAGCUCGGUCUGGGACAGCAGCAAGACGACUAUGUCUUACCCGCCAGCAAGACCGUCCAAAUGGGCCCGUGGAUGUGGGCGUUGAACUCAUUCAUCAUCUUCGGGCUUGGUCUCGUGAAGCUGUCGGCUGCUUUCACUCUCUUACCUCUUACGAGUGCUAGACGCCAGUCGUAUCUACAAAUGGGACGCACUUUCCUUCUCAUCUGCCUCAUCCUUCUAUUAUUGGGUCUCUUUGUAUGCGCUGUGGCCAUUAUCAGAACCCGAACGGUCUACACCUCUUGGGGUCACGUUGGCCAUCGCAACAACUUCGACUUGAAUUUCACUACCUGGGGCAUGAUCGAAUUUCUAGCUGCCAUGAUAGCCGUCAACCUCAGUACUUUGGUGCCUCUUGGUAGAGCAAUCCGUGAUCCUCUCGAUACACCCCGCAAAGCCCCGCGUGUGGCCGCCAUCUCUGGCCCCAUCGCCGGCAGCACUGUUCACCUCAUUCACGGCGAUGUCGACGAUCUCGUUCCCAGCUACUCCGAGUCUUACGAAUCGGAGAUGGACGACUCCUACAACUCGUAUAACUCCCGCUAUUCUGGCCAAACAGUCAUCUACCGCCCUGACACAGCAUACUUCCCCUCUCACGGCCAUAAUAACAACAGCCUGACACGCUUUCACGACGACGAAUCUAACCUUGACUUCGACAUUGAAGCACCCUCAACCCGAUCCAGCCCUCGUAGGGUCACAAAACCAGGACCGUCUUCGCGCUUCUCCGUAUCUACAGUCAGCACACGUAGAGUGAGCGACUGGUCACAACUCAGCGGCUUCACAUACUCUCCACCCAAAGACUCCGAUGCUGAUUUCGAAAAAGCGAUGAGCGGAAGAGCCAGGAUUAGUGCGGCGGAGCUCGAAGAGAUUGUCAAGAGCCUAGGAUUGAAGAGGCAAAGUAGUAACGAGAUUUGGGACAAGGAGAUCGGUCUCUUUGAAGAAAAAAGCGAAGACGGAGGAAGUUCCGUCGCGCCCACAAUAUACCUGGAAGACGACGAAGACGCCGUGGACAGCGCAGGAGUCCUAUGCACAUGCCCAGCACCACGGGUGCGGAACGGCGACGCAGGUGACUCUGCACUACAAAGCGAAGCAGACUCGAGCGAGAUCACCGUGAUACGCAUACGUGGCACAGCUAAGUGCAGUCUUCACAAACCCCUACCGCGCAUUCGAUCCCGCGAAUGGCUCGCGCGCGGAUGA
This is a messenger RNA of Alternaria conjuncta, 1467 nucleotides long. RefSeq lists its product as uncharacterized. The record is from RefSeq and is a predicted model, not a curated record. Bases 1 to 1467 code for a protein of 488 amino acids. The transcript has 4 exons. Lineage: Eukaryota; Fungi; Ascomycota; Dothideomycetes; Pleosporales; Pleosporaceae.